Messenger RNA from Siniperca chuatsi (mandarin fish), 1150 nucleotides. It is a transcript of the gene gpx2, whose product is annotated as glutathione peroxidase 2. The transcript has 2 exons. Lineage: Eukaryota; Metazoa; Chordata; Actinopteri; Centrarchiformes; Sinipercidae. Gene Ontology annotation, molecular function: glutathione peroxidase activity. Gene Ontology annotation, biological process: response to oxidative stress. The record is from RefSeq and is a predicted model, not a curated record.
UCAAUCUAUCUGAAACUUGUGAAGAGUAUUGCAUUUCAGGUGUAUCAGUUUCUUGCAGAGCCAUUUGAUACCCAUGAAAUGCAGCUUUCUGCCCUAAGUGAGUCAGGUGACCAAACAGUGGGAUAGUCACACACUGAGAUCCCGUCUGCCUCCAGCGUGGAAGCACAGGACUCAAGAUGACGUUCAUCGCCAAGACCUUCUACGACCUGAAGGCCACCAAGCUGGAGGGAGACUCUGUGGAUUUCAAUGUGUUUAGGGGGCGAGUGGUCCUGAUAGAGAAUGUGGCCUCACUCUGAGGCACCACCACCCGGGACUUCAGUGAGCUCAACCAGCUUCAGAGCAAGUACCCCCAUCGGCUGGUGGUCCUGGGUUUUCCUUGUAACCAGUUUGGAUACCAGGAGAACUGCUCCAAUGGUGAGAUCCUGAAUUCGCUGCAGAAUGUGCGUCCAGGCAGCGGCUUUCAGCCCAACUUUACCAUCUUUGAGAAGUGUGAUGUCAACGGAACAAACACCCAUCCAGUCUUUGCCUAUCUUAAAGACAAGCUCCCCUAUCCCGAUGACGACCCCAAGUCUCUCAUGCAGGACCCCAAAUUUCUGGUUUGGAGUCCCAUCACCAGGACGGACAUCUCUUGGAACUUUGAGAAAUUCCUCAUCGGGCCAGAGGGAGAGCCCUUUAAAAGAUACAGCAAAAAAUUCCCCACCAUUGACAUCGAGCCUGACAUCCAAAGACUGUUAAGAUUAACCAAGACCUAAGAAUAGCCUCCACCUCUUUAUGACUUCUCAUCCAUCACAGUCAAAGCUGAUAUGCUGUCCUCCACACUUUUAAGCCUUAUUAAAUGAGGGUGAUAUUCUGAAAAGCUGAGGGAAUAUUAUCUGAGGCCUUAUAAGUGCUUAAGAGUAGUGGAGAUUCAAUAUAUGUUAAAGGAAUUUUACAGUGCAGUAACAAGUUAAAACAAAUGUGGGUACACUAAAAUAGCAGGGUAUUUCCUUUUGCAAGUCCUUUGUUUCUUGUCCUAUGCUAACCUGGCCAGCAGAUGGUGCUGCUGAUUUGAUCAUACAAACAGAUGACUUCUGUCAUGCUUUUAUGAAUUAACAUUCACCACACACACACUCACAAAAGGUUUGCACUGGAAUAAAACCCUAAAAACCAA